Messenger RNA from Amphimedon queenslandica, 1288 nucleotides. Its product is annotated as transmembrane protein 246-like. NCBI's taxonomy places the organism in Eukaryota, Metazoa, Porifera, Demospongiae, Haplosclerida, Niphatidae. The coding region runs from base 49 to 1218 and encodes 389 amino acids. The record is from RefSeq and is a predicted model, not a curated record. Gene Ontology annotation, biological process: GPI anchor biosynthetic process. The transcript has a single exon. Gene Ontology annotation, molecular function: glycosyltransferase activity. Gene Ontology annotation, cellular component: Golgi membrane.
UUAGGGAACAACUCAGGUGUGAGGUGGGGGGCCUGGGGGCCAUGAAAGAUGAAGUGUAGAAGAUUGUUCUUAUUCGAGGGCCUCUAUCUCCUCUUCUGUGCCUUCAUUGUCUUCAUUGUUAUGCCUCAACUGUGUAAAAGACUUGCCUACUCUCUUUAUUAUGAUCCACCUCCUCAGGCCACCUCCAUUGACCAGAUUCAAACUGAGAACAAGGCCAGACUCCACUCAGCCCAGCAGUACCUGCUCCAGAAUGAUCUACAUUACCUUUUUGACCAUUUCAAGCUAAAUCAAACAAAGUUCUGUUUUGUAAUAAUAACAAUACCAAGAGAGGGAUCCUACCUCACUCAGACUGCAGCAGCACUCAUCCAUCAACUCUCCUUCCUCUCAAACUUCACUUUCACCGUUUACAAUCUAGCAGCAGCUGGCACUCACUCUGAGGCUUUCAAACUAUCAUCAAAAAUACCAGUCACUAAUUCAAGAAACCUAGAUCCACCACCUGGCGAUAAGUUUAUUAAAGAAAAACUUGACUACCUCUCGGCUUUGAGGUGGUGCCAUCAAAAGAAGUCAAUAUAUAACAUUGUAUUGGAAGAUGAUGCCAUGGCUGAUCCAGGCUUUGCUCAUAAACUAAACUUUAUACUUCGUUACUGUUUGAAGGACACCACAGGAGAUACCUGGGGUCUAAUGAAGCUCUAUUAUCCAGAGAAGUAUCAAGGAUGGGGCAACAACAGGAGCUGUAUCGGUGAGCUCCUGGUACUGACAGUGUUAUUAGGAGGUACCCUGGUCAUACUCAGUGGUAUUGUACUGCCUAGUCCAAUCGACUGGUGGCAAUUUAAAAUAAAUGAAACCAUCUUUAAAUGGAGGCUAUUGGUAUCCCUCUCUCUCGUUCUGUAUCUCAUUCUUUCUUUUGGUAGGCCACACUGGGAAGAGGUCAGGAAGUUAAGUCCUUUUCUUAUAAACGUUGUCCCAGCCCGAGGUUGCUGCACACCAGCUGUACUGUACCCUAGGAGUCACCUCCAGUCGCUAAUAGACUAUCUUGACUCAUUCAACUGCACUGAGAGGGUCCCAGUGGACAUUGCUAUUGACUCAUGGAUUGCAGAGAAGAGGCUAAAUAAACUGUUAGCAGUCCCUAAUCUGUUCAACCACAUCGGACUAAUGUCCAGUCUACCUAAAGGAAUGAAGCCAUCUAGUGAAUUUCAUCUUUUAUUUCCACCAAAAUAGCUAAUAAAUUUUUGCAUUUUAUUUAUUGAUAAGUAUUAAUAACACUUUACCACACCCAUCAAUUCCCCAA